GGUCUCACGAGCACAGACCGUAUCUGCUCGCGCGCACAGACCGUAUCUGCUCGCGGGCUGCGGCAGCUAGGCGCGCUGAAACUGUGCGCAUGCGCAGCAGCUCAGUCACAACAGCAGCAGUAGCUAGACAGAAGCCAUGGCAGAUGAAAAACCAAAGGAAGGUGUCAAAACAGAAAAUAAUGAGCACAUCAACCUGAAGGUGGCAGGUCAGGAUGGGUCCGUUGUGCAGUUCAAAAUCAAGAGGCACACUCCACUCAGCAAACUCAUGAAAGCUUACUGUGAACGACAGGGCUUAUCCAUUAGCCAAAUAAGGUUUAGAUUUGAUGGACAGCCUAUUAAUGAAACAGAUACCCCUUCACAGCUUGAAAUGGAAGAUGAAGACACAAUCGAUGUUUUCCAGCAGCAAACAGGAGGCUCUUUACUUUGAAGACCAUUUCCUUCAAACAUUUCUACCUCCCUUACUCAUCCUUUAACAUUUGUUCUUCUCAGCGUUCACUAUGAAAAUCUGAGAACCUUCCAUGGCAUGAAGUAGGGCUGCAAUGACUGAGCAAUUAAUUGUCACUAGUUGACCUAUAAAAAAAUAAACACAGUCAUACUAUACAGAUUCUAAACUCAUAUAAAAAGACCUUUCAUAACAAAGACAGUGCUAUUAUUAAAUCAAAAUGUCAAAAGAUAAACGAAAUGCAUUUCAGAUUUUUGUCAAAAAUGCAUGACAUUAGUAAAUAUUCUCAGUUUUAAAGCCUUCAGUCAAUGUUGCAACCUUUAUUUUUUUGAUAAUGUAUUUAGAAAGUCUCAAUGUACAAUAGAAAUUAUCAUACUAAUCAGCAGUAAUUGCUGACCACUAGGCGACUACUGAAAUAAUCAGUUAUUGCAGCCCUAGCAUGAAGGAGCCACACCUUUCUUUAGGUUGUUUUCCACUUGGUCUCCUAUUUUAUUGAAUCAAAGUAAUGUAUUGCUACAAUAUUUGCUAGUUUAAAAAAUGUUUUGCUCUGUUCGUUAGUAGGGCUACUGCUACUUGUCAUUGUUCACUAAUUAAGUAAUCGAUGAACAUCGUGUUCAGUUCAAUUGGUAUCACCACUUUUUAAAGAGCCUGUAGUUUAAAUUAAAAAGAAUGCGUUCAGGGGUUUGAAAAGUUGUUAUUAAAAAACACAGACAUUUCUCUCGGUACAUGAACUAAGUUUUUUUGUUUUGUUUUUUUAACUCUAGUGGCAUUAAGUGUCAAUAAUAUCCCAUCAUAAGUUAUGAUUCUGUACAGAUAUUUUAAUAUUGUUAAUACAGUGAGUGAGGACCCAAUUCCUAACAAGUUCCAUAAGUGGAUUUUUGUCAUAAGAGUCACAGUGGAAGGCCCUGAAUAAUUAAAUUUUGACAUAAAAUUUUACAUUGUGAACACAACCUUUACAAAUGUACUGUGUUUAGGUGAGAUUGGACAGUAAAGCGUUAUAACCAAGAGAAAAAUGUUUUGAUCAAGGUGGGUUAAAGAUUUACUUGAUCACAAGAAUCCAUAGUAAAAUUUCAAGUUGAAUUGCUCUCUACUAAUUUAUAGAUUUUUAAUUAAUUCAUCAGAUUAGACUAAAAAAAUAACUGUUUGUAUUAUGAUGGAUUGAGCUUAAUGCGGUAUUUUAUGUAAAAAGGUCAUGCCCUAUUAAAGUUGUGUUUUUUAUUUAA
Messenger RNA from Boleophthalmus pectinirostris (great blue-spotted mudskipper), 1665 nucleotides. RefSeq names its product small ubiquitin like modifier 2a (gene sumo2a). Gene Ontology annotation, molecular function: ubiquitin-like protein ligase binding; protein tag activity. Lineage: Eukaryota; Metazoa; Chordata; Actinopteri; Gobiiformes; Gobiidae. Gene Ontology annotation, cellular component: nucleus. The coding region runs from base 137 to 427 and encodes 96 amino acids. The transcript has 4 exons. The record is from RefSeq and is a predicted model, not a curated record. Gene Ontology annotation, biological process: protein sumoylation.